UGUAGUACUGUUGAGAUAUCCCAGCUUAUCGUCUAAAUUAAUGUAGUCUAGAAUCUAGACUAGAGUUGUCUAUAAAAAGUUGCGAAAUUUCUUUGACAAAGUCUAUGAUCCAAUAAUUUUUAUAUAAAAUCAUUAUGUAAAUCAUAAACAAAUUAAAAUAGAUCAUCCUAAGAUAUUUAAAGUGAUGCAAAUAUGAGGAGCAGAAGUAACUCGGGUAUUCGCCUUGACUACUACCAGAGAUUGGUAAACAGAUGCAUAUUGAGAUAUCAGAAUGUAAGUACAGGACUGAUAGUAUCUGUAGAUGUUGAUAAUUAUACCCGUUAUUGGGCACCGAAACUCCGCCUGAGUAAGAUUGCUAUACCUGAAAAUGAAGAAUUGAAAUCGUCACCCAAUCCACCUUUUAUACCAGUUAAUUAUUUUCGAGAUAAAAUGGUUAAAAAAUCUGCAACUAAUUUGGAACAUAGUAGAGCAUCUACUUCUACACAUACAGUUGCUGAAAAAAUAUCUGAAAUGGAAGAGAAUCCUGCUACAGGCUUAAUAGCUGGAAAUGAUAAAAAUCAUUCAUGGGUUAGAGACAACAUCUACUGCAUUAUGGCAGUGUGGGGCCUUGCUUUGGCAUAUCGAAAGACAGUUGAUCUUGAUGAAGAUAGAGCAAAAGCAUAUGAACUAGAAAAGGCAGUUGUUCAAGCCAUGAGAGGGUUAUUAAGGGCAAUGCUGAUGCAGAGUGAGAAGGUUGAGCAGUUCAAACGCACACAGAGCCCUCGUGAUGCUCUGCAUGCAAAAUACAGCAGUGUUACUGGAAAGACAGUUGUAGGAGAUUAUGAAUGGGGGCAUCUUCAGAUUGAUGCAACAUCCCUUUUUUUAUUAGCUCUGGCUCAAAUGACAGCUUCAGGUGUUGUUAUUGUGUUCACCUUGGAUGAAGUUGCCUUUGUACAGAAUCUUGUUUUUUAUAUUGAGGCUGCCUACAGAACACCAGACUAUGGUAUUUGGGAGCGUGGUGAUAAAACAAAUCAUGGUCUACCAGAACUCAAUGCUAGCUCAAUAGGCAUGGCUAAAGCAGCCUUAGAAGCCAUCAAUGAACUAGAUUUGUUUGGGUCAAGAGGUGGUCCAGCAUCUGUCAUUCAUGUUCUCCCAGAUGAGGCUCAGCAAUGUCAAGCUAUUCUCCAGUCAAUGCUUCCAAGAGAAUCUAUUUCAAAAGAAACAGAUGCUGCUCUUUUAACUGUCAUCAGCUUCCCAGCCUUUGCUGUUGAUGAUCCAGAAUUAAUUGAACUUACACAUAAAACAAUCAAAGAGAAACUAGAGGGUCGCUAUGGGUGCUGCCGAUUUCUCCGUGAUGGGUAUAAAACUGCCAAAGAGGAUGCAAGAAGACUGCACUAUGAACCCUGGGAAUUGAUGGUUUUUGAAAAAAUUGAAUGUCAGUGGCCACUUUUCUUUGCCUAUCUUAUACUAGAUGGAUUGUUCAAUAACAAACCAGAUCAGGUGAAUGAAUACAAAAAAAAGUUGGAUGAAGUUUUGUUAAAAACAGAGGAUGGUAUUCCAAUUGUACCAGAGUUGUAUGCUGUUCCUAAAGACCUGGUGGACAAGGAAUAUGAAGAGCCAAACAGUCAGAAACGUGUGGCUGCUGGUAAAAUUCCUCACAUGUGGGGACAGUCUAUGUACAUCCUGGGAAGACUUAUGAUUGAGGGGUUUUUGUCUCCUGGAGAACUUGAUCCUUUAAACAGAAGACAUGUUACAGAAACUAAACCUGAUGUUGUUGUACAAGUUGUGUUGCUUGCUGAAGAUAGCCUAAUUCAAGACAAAAUGGCUUUACAUGGCAUUGAACUCCAGACUGUAGCAGAAGUGGCUCCUAUUCAAAUCCACCCUGCCAGAGUUUUGUCAAAGAUUUACUCUUUGUUGGGUAAAAACAAAAGAAUGGGCUUGACUGGUAGGGCUUCAUCUAGCGAAAUAGGACUGCUUGCAACGAGCAAGCUAUAUAUGUUACACGACAAAAUUCUAGCCUUUGUUCCACAGUUGGUGGACCAGCAUCAAUUUUACCUAGGCCUGGAUGUGGAAUAUCUUGUGGAUGACUUCAAAACAAAGAUAGACUUGCUAAGCAAGAGCUGGAAAGCCUUGGGCCGUCCACUUAUGGUGUAUAACCUUACACGAAAUGCUCUAGACAAUUAUCAGCAUCCACCAAAUGCUUUACUGGCAACCAUCAAGAAAUUACAGAGUGGCUAUAUCAGUGGCACUAGAGUCCACCUGGGCAAAUUGUCAGACUUCCUGCAUACCUCUUGUAUCACCAAGCUGAGCUUUCUCAGAGACAUUGAUGACCAGACAGGCAAACAUCACGACAAAUCUGUGAUUGAUCAACUUAUUACUCAGACAUCAUCUGCUAGACAAAGACUCUUGAGUGUUAACCGAGGCAAAAGCAAGCGAAAAGCUUCUUACCGUGCGAGCAUUAGCGUUCAGGGCAUUGUAAGGCGUUCUAGGUCCAUUCAAAUUGAACCUGAAGAUAUUACAGCUUUUGCCCCCAAUAAUCGUCGACAGAGCAUGUUUGUAGAUUAUGAUGGACCAUCUAUGUUGGAUCUUAGUAUUUUAGAAUCUUACCAGCCUGAAGAAUUUCCAAUUGAAAACCUUACCAUGCCAGCAAUAACAAUCGUAGAUCAGAGAGGAGGUACAGCGACCAACACAAGCAGUUAUUUAUCUUCCACACAGAGGAGUAGUGUAGAGAGCAAUGAUGAUAUUGAUUUUACUGUUAUAAGCAACGCACACGCUGCACAACAGUUGCCACAUCACCUGAAAGAUGAGACUGAUAUGAACGGAACAGGAACUGCCAGCCCGCACACAUCACCUAAAUCAGCCAGGAAGAAUCUCAAGGCAGCGACGAGCAACGAUGAUACAGACAUAACAGAUCUUAUAGAACAGCUGAAGCAGACCACCAACCUGCAGGAGCAAGCUGAUAUCAUACACUAUCUUUUUGUUACCAGAGGUCCUGACUGGGAUACUCAUAUGGAAGAAAACAGAAAAGUUCCUGUCAAAGAGUUGCUUAUUGAAUUGUAUGAAAAGUCCGGUCAGUGGAAACAGUGGUGGCUUGUUAGGCACACUGCUGGGAUGCUGAGGAAAAGAGUUGAAGACUUAGCUCUGGCGGCAACAGAUUUGUUAGUGAGACAAAAACAGCUGUCUGUUGGUUUACCACCAGAUCAUGAAACUACUAUCACAAGUCCUUUACCCCCAGAUGAACUGGCUGCCAUUAUAUAUGAUGCUUGUGGUGAAGAUCAUAGCACUGCUUCUCUCACUCAGGAGCUUCUAGUGUACCUGGCAAUGUUCAUCCGUACAGAACCUCACCUGUUUGAUGAGAUGUUGCGGCUCAGGGUUGGACUUAUCAUACAAGUGAUGGCUUCUGAGCUCUCUAGAACUCUCGAGUGUUCAGGAGAUGAAGCCUCUGAUCAUCUUUUGAACCUUAGCCCUUUUGAAAUGAAAACCCUAUUGCAUCAUAUUCUUAGUGGUAAAGAAUUUGUCAUCAACAGUGAUGCAGGCAGUAUGAUGAGACUUGGGGACAGAAUAAUGGAUUUAAGCAAAAGGAAAAGUGUAGUUCAUACAAAAUUGCCAAGAAAAAAUGAAGAAAAAAAAGUGACGUCAGAAUUUGCGUUAUUAGGGUUAUCCCAUGUACCCUCUCAAGAACAAGAAGCUGAGGAGGAAAUAGCAGAUCGUCAAGGCCAGUGGUUGCGUCGCCGUCGACUUGAUGGUUCACUGAAUCGAGUGCCACUUGGGUUCUAUCCUCUCUUGUGGGAACUUUUAACACGGUGUCAUGGUUUGCUGAUAAAAGGAAAUGUUCUACCUGGAUCAUUGACAAGAGAGAUGACUAAAGGAGAAUUCAAAUUUGCCCUUCAAGUAGAAAUGGUGUUAAAUAGAAUUCCACAGCCUGAAUACCGUCAGUUAAUGGUGGAAGCCAUGAUGGUUAUGACUAUGUUAAUAGAAAAUGACGGCAAUCGUAUCAACUUAAGUUCUGUGGAUAUUGAAGUUGACAAGGUGGUGCAUGAAGCUAACAACUUGUUUGUUCAGGACCUGAAAAUGCCACAGGAUGUAAUAGAAAGGUCAUUGGGAGCAGCAAAUAUCUGCUUAUACUUGUAUGAUAGCGCUCCAAGUGGCAGGUUUGGUUCCAUGGCGUACAUGUGUAGAGCUCUGGCUAACAUCAUACAGCUCCCAGCCAACACUGAACAAACCAUGGAAUGUAAUAUCUGUUGAUUAUGUACAUCUCGCCAACUCUGAUUUAUGUCCAAACUAGUGAUAUUAAAAAAAUGUUGAUGCCGGUCAUAACUUAAAUUACAAGAAGAAAAAAAGUAGCUGUUUUUAAAUCUAAUAACAUAUCCUAGUUUGCAAAUAAAAUUAAAUCCCAUUCCUUCUGUAAAAUAGAUCUUAUUCUGUGUUGCUUGAGUCUUUCAUUAUUUAUUUUUCAUUUAAAUAUACUUGGUUUUUAUAAUGGAAACAGGAAGCUCCACAUGAGUAGCAGAAUCAUUGAAAAUAUCAGCCUUGUUGUACCCUAGGUUGGAUAGGUUAGCUAGAGCUCUAACUCAAACAGAUAUGUGUUUUAAUUCAUGGAAAAUAUUUAGUACAAAAAUCAGUUUUGUACAUCAUUCUAAUAAUAUACAUUGUUGCUGCUUUUUAUUUUUAUAUUGUGUAUACAAGUUUUAUUAUCUUUUGAACUUUAUCUCUGUUCAAGUAUUUUCUCAUUAUUUAGUACAUGUGCCAGUCACAAAAAUGUGUAAAUCCAAGUUGUCUCCUUUUUAAUAUUGUAGAUACAAAUGUCACCAAUGGAGAUAUUUAAAGACAAUCUAAGCUAAUUUAAGUUACAUUUCUUUUAGAAUUGUUCUCCGAGGAAGUCUGAUGAUUGUUUUGAAAUCAAAUACACAAGUGUGUUUGUGAUAAGAUUUUUAUUUUGUUUUGAUUAUUUGAUGAAUGCAGUAUUUGUUACACAUAAUCGGCUGAAAGGUGACCUACGUUUUAUAAAUAAGUACCAAGUUGUUGUUUAUUUUAAAUUGACAGUAUUUCGACAAAAGAUUUCAACAGAACAGGUGUGCUGAGAUCAAAUUUAAUCUAAACAAAUGUAAUACUCAUGAUAUGAAAUCAAAACAAGGACUUGUGCUUGAGAAAUAACAAUAUAUGGUUGCAAAUGAUAUCUGCAUGACCUAAUGUGAUUAUAAAUUAAGUUUUAUUAGGGGAAAGAUUUUGAACUUUACUUAUCUAGUUUAUACCUAUUUUAUUUUAAUAUAUUACCUUACAUUAAUUUUUUUUGCUUCAUUAUAAAAAAAACUGGUACAAGUUGUAAAAAAAGUGUUAACAUUUUUACAGAUUUUAAAAUACUUUAUUUUGCUGUUUUGAAUAGUAUAAUAGUAUUAAUUUAGAUCAGUAUGAAUGGAUAAAUUAACAAUUUUAUUCUGUUGUACAGAAUAACUAAACAUGAUUCUAUUGACAUGGUUAUAUACCAUUGUAUUGAACAAGUUUACCUAUAAUGUACAGUACUGGUUAUGUUAUGACUGUGUACCAACUUUCAAGCUUCUUCUACAAAUAUAUUGUGGUAAUCAUAAAUCUUCCUUGCUUACUAAUUUUCAACCAAAUUCUUACCUUUGAGAAUAACCUUUUUCUUUUUUGUUUUAAAAUAAAUCAGUUUAACUAUACCCAA
Messenger RNA from Physella acuta, 5659 nucleotides. Its product is annotated as putative phosphorylase b kinase regulatory subunit alpha. Gene Ontology annotation, molecular function: calmodulin binding. The record is from RefSeq and is a predicted model, not a curated record. Gene Ontology annotation, cellular component: phosphorylase kinase complex. NCBI's taxonomy places the organism in Eukaryota, Metazoa, Mollusca, Gastropoda, Physidae. Gene Ontology annotation, biological process: glycogen metabolic process.